UGCCAUGCAGCUCGAGGAGGUAGGUCUGGUUCCCGCUCCAGCGAGGGAGCCGAGACUGACCCGCUGGCUGCGGAGAGGCAGUGGGAUCUUGGCGCACCUGAUAGCUUUGGGCUUCACCAUCUUUCUGACUGUGCUGUCCCGGCCAGGAACCAGUCUUUUCUCCUGGCACCCUGUGUUCAUGGCCUUGGCGUUCUGUCUCUGCAUGGCUGAAGCUAUCCUACUCCUCUCACCUGAGCACUCCCUGUUCUUCUUCUGCUCUCGAAAGACCCGGAUUCGACUGCACUGGGCAGGGCAGACCAUGGCCAUCCUCUGCGCUAUCCUGGGUUUGGGCUUUAUCAUCUCCAGCAAGAUCCGCAGCGAGCUGUCCCAUAUGGUGUCCUGGCACAGCUGGAUAGGAGUUCUGACACUCGUGGCCACUGCGGGACAGGCACUGUGUGGGCUCGGCCUCCUCUGUCCGCGGGCAGCCCGGGUCUCAAGGGUGGCUCGUCUCAAGCUCUACCAUCUGACCUGCGGCCUGGUCGUCUACCUGAUGGCUACAGUAACAGUGCUCUUGGGCAUGUACUCAGUGUGGUUCCAGGCCCAGAUUAAAGGUGCAGCCUGGUACCUGUGCCUGGCACUACCGGUGUACCCAGCCCUGGUGAUCAUGCACCAGAUCUCCAGCUCCUACUUGCCAAGGAAGAAAGUGGAAAUGUGAAUGCCUCCAGACUCUGAGCCUAGGCGGGAUUCUUGGACUUCAGCAGUUCCUUGGCACACCUCAGAGGCAGACGAUGUUUUGCACUGCGUGGUUGAGCCACAGGGUGCAGAAACCCUAGCUGUUACUGCUGAGGGAUGAUCUGGUGGGCUCCAAUGGGGGAAAUGUACUACUGGGUGCAAGUGGAAGGUUCUGGAGAACCUGAAGCCUCACCUUGAUGGGAUACAAAAGUAUUAGGUGGUGGUGCUGAUGGUGACGGUGGUGAUACUAUUUGCUUGUGGAGUUCCUGUUGGUUAUGAAUGACAGCCACAGACAGAUAUCGGGGUCCCUUUGGAAAGGCAGUACUGUGGAGAGCCCGUGGUCUCUUUGGCUGUGCUGUACAGUCGCCCUUAGACAAGCUCCAUAUCUCAGGACCUCAGUUUCCGCAUCCUUUAACAUUCAGUGUCUGGCAGAUUGAUGUUACUGAAUACCCCCUUAGCUCUGGACCAUGUGAACAGCUCAGGAUGUAAUUCUCUCCUCCAUGCUUCCUUCACUCCCCUGGAAGGACAACUCUAUACCUGCAUCCUUCAGAAAUCUGUGCUGGCUCCACUCUUGAGCCAAGGAACAAGGGCCACGAAUCAUGGAAAAAAGGGACCGAGUUGAGGGUCCCCUAGACAAUAAGAUAGUAAAGGCACUAAAGUCACUUUAAAGUUCUUUGGAGGAACAGAAGGGCAUUGUCCUUAACCAAGCCCCAGACUCCUGGCCUCCUUAGCUCAGCUAAGAACUUCCUUCAGGCUACCUCUGGGUCUAGAUUGUAGAGUCUGGGCAUUCUCUCGACAUUCAUUCUCAGGGCAUCUGACACUGCCUGUAGGACUUAGAGUAUUUACUUAGCACAUUGCUCCAGGGAACUAUUCUUAGGCUUUCGGAACAAAAUAAAAACCAGGGAGUGGCCGGGCAGUGGUGGCACACGCCUUUAAUCCCAGCACUCUGGAGGCAGAGGCAGGCGGAUCUCUGUGAGUUCUAGGCCAGCCUGGUCUACAAGAGCUAGUUCCAGGGAGACGCCAUGCUUAGCUCUCCCGGGUAGACUCGACAGCUCUGCUCUCUGGAGCAGAGGCCCUGCUUCGCUCUCCCAGGCAGCUCCGACUCAGGAUGGACGUAGGCUAGAAUCUUCCUGGUAAGCGCACCUUGGGGUGCUUACACACAUUAUUAGAAAUGGGCUAGUCCAGGUGCAAGAGUUAGCCGAGAAGAGGCUAGAUAUAAUGGGCAAGCAGUGUUUAAAAGAAUACAAUUUGUGUGUUGUUAUUUCGGGCAUGAGCUAGCAGGCGGCCGGGGUGCUGGGGACGCAGCCCCGCCGCUCCUAUUUCAAGAGCUAGUUCAAGGAACUCGGUGUCUCCCUGGUUGUCCUUCCCUUCUGGCCAUUUAAGUUUUCCUUAGCUGUUCCCUGCCAGCCCCUUGGCUUAGGAGUGGGAUGAUUUUGGUAACAACUGGGCUCUCUUCCCUGCCAAGAUACCUCCUUGGUCCAGCUGAGUUCCUCAGAGCAUCCUUAGCGGUGAGGACUGGAUGUCAAACCGCUUAGCUGUGGUGUGGGUCAGUCCAGGAGACAAACCCUUUAUAGAUCCUAAUAAGGAGUAGAGAUUGCUGAGCCAGGAAAUGUCCUCACCCAGCUUUCUUCCUGGGAGGCAGAGCCCAUCAGAAACUAUGGGAGGCCUGCAGUAUAGGGGCUUGAGCACAGACAAAGGAGAAGUAUCUGUUCUAUGUCUCGGAUCCUCUGAAGAUUUAAGGCCUCCUCUCCAGGUAGCUCAGAAAUUAGGCGGGUGGGAUUCAAUAGUAUGGGGAUGGGGACCCUAGGGCUGAAGUGGCCUCUUAGUGGCCCUCACUGUGCUUUUCCUCAGGGAGAUAGCAUCUCUCAUAAGUUGUCUAAAUACAGCUUACUGAACAGAGGCUCCUGCAGCGCAGAGGGAAACCAUUCUUGUCUUUUUCAACGCCUGCUCUCCCUCUCAAGCUGUCCAGUGUGCUUUAAGCGUGGAAUGGUUACUGGGCCACAUGAAAGAGGGUCUCACUAGGGUCACUUUGAUGUAGGGCUCUGUCUCCUUCCCAUAUCAAGGCCCGUGCUGGGGGCUCCCCAGGGUGGGCCAGGUAAGGUUCAGCAGCUCAUUCUCAGAGAUAGAGGCGAUGCCGGAAAGCCUGAGUCUGCCUGAGGUGUUGCCUCUUCCCAGGUGGUG
This is a messenger RNA of Alexandromys fortis (reed vole), 2892 nucleotides long. It is a transcript of the gene Cyb561d1, whose product is annotated as cytochrome b561 family member D1. The record is from RefSeq and is a predicted model, not a curated record. Gene Ontology annotation, molecular function: heme binding; transmembrane monodehydroascorbate reductase activity. The coding region runs from base 5 to 694 and encodes 229 amino acids. The transcript is spliced from 3 exons. NCBI's taxonomy places the organism in Eukaryota, Metazoa, Chordata, Mammalia, Rodentia, Cricetidae.